Messenger RNA from Desarmillaria tabescens, 1071 nucleotides. RefSeq lists its product as uncharacterized. Bases 261 to 989 code for a protein of 242 amino acids. NCBI's taxonomy places the organism in Eukaryota, Fungi, Basidiomycota, Agaricomycetes, Agaricales, Physalacriaceae. The transcript is spliced from 3 exons. The record is from RefSeq and is a predicted model, not a curated record.
GUCUUCGAUAACAUCCAUCAUGAUUUUCUCCUUUUGUAUCCACCGUAGAACAAGGACACUUUGCGAGGCGCUGAUGUGAUUCUUUUACGACUAUUCUACCCCGACAGAUACCCUUUUGUCAAGAACAAGAGCGGCUAAUCAUGAUUGUGGGUGAUAUAAAGGGAUACCAUGGCACGAGGCUAAAUUACCACGAUACGAAUACUACCAUACGCUCGCCCUCCUCUAUCACUCUUUCUCUAUCUGCUAGACAGCUAUAGCCAAUGCCUACAUACCUCACUCACGGCCAACGUCUGAUCAUAGACUCCUCAAACUACGUCCGAAGGGCUCAGGCUCCCUCAUAUCCGUCAGUAUAUUCCCCCUCCAGAAAGUCAUUCGACUGCCCUUCUACCUGUUCUCUCCCCACGCCUCGUUCGUACUCUCCGCCUGACUGGAGCUGUCUCCCAGAGAACGACCAGCACUGGCUCAAAGUCCGACUACGGAAUAGUCUCCAAGCUGGCGACCUCUCCAACAUGCCCUCCUGGUUCCCGCUCCUCCGCCUCGUGCCUUCCUCAUGUCCUUCCUCGCCAACAUCCUAUCAACCAUACGAAUUCCGUCAGGAGUUUCCUACCACUAGCGGGGGCUGUGCCGUGACUUUCUCGUUCUCCGCAGUCAAAGAGCAACUUUUCACAUGGCGGAUAUCCCUGCCAUCGAAUCGGCGGCAGACGGGUGUGUUAUCCCCUUUCGUUAAUUUUUUUGAUAUUGAAUACGUGUCAGAGAACCUGCCUAUGACUUUGGCACAGGUGCAGGUCCACACAUCUGUAAUGAACACGCCGUAUUGGAGGUUCAUGGAAAAAGAUCCUUCGGUUAUCUUGCGCGCUCUGUCCACGUCUCUCGAACUGGGGGUUUUGAUCACGAUUGCACCUAUGCAGCUACGCUCUCAGGAGAUCUUAUAUGUGGCUACGAGUAUGGAUGGAAAGCAGGAGGUUCUAUACUCGGCGCAAUGCCAAUGAUGAUCAUUCAGUGUCACUGACUUUCUAUUUUCCAUCCAAAAACGUUGUUCCUGCCCGGCGGCCUUGACAUUCGCAUUUAUGG